Messenger RNA from Colletotrichum higginsianum IMI 349063, 1227 nucleotides. RefSeq names its product PAP2 superfamily protein. Gene Ontology annotation, biological process: phospholipid metabolic process. The record is from RefSeq and is a predicted model, not a curated record. The coding region runs from base 1 to 1227 and encodes 408 amino acids. Lineage: Eukaryota; Fungi; Ascomycota; Sordariomycetes; Glomerellales; Glomerellaceae. Gene Ontology annotation, molecular function: phosphatidate phosphatase activity. The transcript has 2 exons.
AUGGGCAUCUUUGGAAAGCGUCGCGAGGCGGCCGCCGUCCCUGCCAACGGCCAUGCCAACGGCCACCACAACGGAACCUCCAGCAAGCGUCACGCAGCCGAACCCUACACCAUGUCUCGUCGUCCCAGCUUCGGACAGUGGCUCAAGGGGACGCUGCUCGACAUCAUCACCAUGGUCUGCAUGGGCGCAAUUGGCCUGGGCAUUUACAUGGCCCCUCCCGCUCCCAACCGCUCCUUCGCCGUCACCUUUGCCGACGGUGAGGUCGUUUACCCGCAGUUCGCCUACCCGAUGCGCAACGAGAUCAUCCCCAUCUGGCUGGCCGCCUUCCUCGCCUCCGUCAUCCCCAUUUGCAUCAUCCUGCUCAUGCAGAUCCGCAUCCGCUCCUUCUGGGACGUCAACAACGCCGUCAUCGGCCUGCUCUACUCGCUCAUCUGCGCCGCCGUCUUCCAGGUCUUUAUCAAGUUCCUCAUCGGCGGCCUGCGCCCGCAUUUCCUCGAGGCCUGCCAGCCCGACCUGUCGCGCGUCACGGCCAGCCAGGGCGGCAUCGCCCGCACCGGCUACAGCGCCGCCGGCUUCCAGUCGCUCUACGUUACCAAGGAGGUGUGCACCGGCGACACCAAGGAGAUCAACGACUCGCUCGAGAGCUUCCCCAGCGGCCACACCACGGCCGCCUUUGCUGGCCUCGGUUACCUGUUCCUUUACCUCAACGCAAAGUUCAAGGUCUUUUCCGACUACCACCCGGCCAUGUGGAAGCUCAUCAUCACCUACAUCCCCAUCCUCGGCGCCGUGCUCAUCGGCGGCGCUCUCACCAUCGACGAGUUCCACAACUGGUACGACAUCUUUGCAGGCGCCGCUAUUGGCAUCGUCUUCGCCUUCUCCUCGUACCGCAUGACGUACGCCGCAAUCUGGGACUUCCGCUUCAACCACAUCCCCCUCAACCGCGGCCAGGCCUUUACCUACGGCGCUGACGCCGAGCUGUACGACGCCGUCUUCACCCGCAAGGCCGGCUGGGGCAAGCGCGGCGCCGGCGGUCUGGUGCACGGCCACGAGAAGCACCACGGCCUCGGAGGCUCAGGCCACGGCGGUCACGGUAACGGGCACGGCGCCGCCACGGGCAUGCACGGCGCUGGCACGACGGGCGCUGCAGGCGUCAACGACUACGGCGAGCCUGUUGGCUCCCGCAAGCCCAUCGGCUCGGGAUCGCGCCACCCUGACGCAAUGGUCUAA